This is a messenger RNA of Doryrhamphus excisus (bluestripe pipefish), 1371 nucleotides long. RefSeq names its product Sp7 transcription factor (gene sp7). Gene Ontology annotation, molecular function: DNA-binding transcription factor activity, RNA polymerase II-specific; RNA polymerase II cis-regulatory region sequence-specific DNA binding. Lineage: Eukaryota; Metazoa; Chordata; Actinopteri; Syngnathiformes; Syngnathidae. Gene Ontology annotation, biological process: regulation of transcription by RNA polymerase II. The record is from RefSeq and is a predicted model, not a curated record.
AUGGCCGCAUCUAUUCUGGAGGUAGGGAAUCUAAUUGAAGAAGCACGCUAUGGCUCCAGUCCUCUGGCUAUGCUAACUGCAACCUGUAACAAGUUCGGCAGCACCAGCCCAGUCAGGGACUCUGCGACACCCGGUAAGAACAGCAGCACCACGCCACUUAAGAAGCCCUACAACAUGACCUCCGACCUUCAGACAGCCAAGAACGCUCGCACCGCAGACGGCAGCGGCCUGGCGGACUCCUAUAGCGGCUCCUUCACCACAGCUGGAGGCGGCGGACUGCUCACUCCGACUGGAAGCCCCCCUCCCACCACCGGAGGCUACACUACAGAAUAUAACCCCUUCUCCCACUCCUUCCAGACAUCCGUCUCCCAGGAUCAGUCCUUGUUAGUGUCCAAAAGCCACGCCACGGCGGACUGUCUCACCAGUGUCUAUACCUCGCUAGAUAUGACACACCCUUAUGGCUCAUGGUACAAAGCCGGCAUCCAUCCAGGGAUCACCGCCGCCCCUGCUAAUGCCACGUCUUCUUGGUGGGACGUCCAUCCCAACUCCAACUGGCUGUCAGCGACCCAGCCUCAAUCGGACGGCGGUCUCCAAGCUUCGCUUCAGCCGGUGGCGCCUCAGGCUUCCCUUAGCCCACAGUUGCCCAGCUACAGCACCGAUUUCACCCCCUUAAACCCAGCUCCCUACCCUUCGGUGGGUCUGGGCUCCUCCUCACACCUCCUCCAGCCCUCCCAGCACAUGCUGCCCCAGGACAUGUACAAGCCCAAGCCUGUGCAAGGCGCGGGGUUAAUUGAGAGUCCCAUGGGGUUAAAGCCAGCGAGGGGAUCAGGGGGCUACAGUGCAGGUUCGACGCCCUCAAGGUCCUCCUGCGACUGUCCCAACUGCCAGGAGCUGGAGAGACUGGGGGCGUCGGCCGCGUCUCUGAGGAAGAAGCCGGUCCACAGCUGCCACAUCCCGGGUUGUGGGAAAGUCUACGGCAAGGCCUCCCACCUGAAGGCCCACCUGCGCUGGCACACGGGUGAGAGGCCCUUUGUGUGCAACUGGCUCUUCUGCGGGAAGCGCUUCACCCGCUCAGACGAACUGGAGAGACACGUGCGCACCCACACGCGGGAGAAGAAGUUCACCUGCCUCCUGUGUAACAAACGCUUCACCCGCAGCGACCACCUCUCCAAACACCAGAAGACCCACGCAGACUCCGCGCUGCAGGGGAAAACCGUGACCGCGGAGGGAGACGCCGACCACCGGAACGAGGAGACGACGGAGCUCAAUGUCGGCGCCGGCAAUCCCGUCACUGACCCAAUCGCCAAUGGAGACGAGAAGACGGGGGCGCCCGCCGGGGUGGAAAACAGCAGCGGACUCUUGGAGAUCUGA